UUUUUUUUGGGAAUGAGCCCUCCCUGAGUGGGGCUUUUUCCUUUCUCUCCCGGCAGGUUCUUCCACCUUCAAGAAAUCCCUCACCCCCGAGAUGCCGGGAGGUUCUGGCCAGCCGGGCUCGCAGACCAUCAGGAAAGGCCACAGAGGGGUGGAUUCCACGGGGGAAACCACCUAUAAAAAGACCACCUCGUCGGCCCUGAAGGGCGCCAUCCAGCUGGGAAUCACGCACACCGUGGGCAGCCUGAGCACCAAGCCCGAGCGGGACGUGCUCAUGCAGGACUUCUACGUGGUGGAGAGCAUCUUCUUCCCCAGCGAGGGCAGCAACCUGACCCCAGCCCACCACUACAACGACUUCCGCUUCAAAACCUACGCGCCCGUCGCCUUCCGCUACUUCCGAGAGCUCUUCGGGAUCCGGCCCGACGAUUACCUGUACUCGCUGUGCAACGAGCCCCUGAUCGAGCUGUCCAACUCGGGGGCCAGCGGCUCGCUCUUCUACGUGUCGGGCGACGACGAGUUCAUCAUCAAAACGGUGCAGCACAAGGAGGCCGAGUUCCUGCAGAAGCUGCUGCCUGGCUACUACAUGAACCUGAACCAGAACCCCAGGACUCUCCUGCCCAAAUUUUACGGGCUCUACUGCGUGCAGGCCGGGGGCAAGAACAUCCGCAUCGUGGUGAUGAACAACCUGCUGCCCCGCUCCGUCAAGAUGCACCUCAAGUACGACCUCAAGGGCUCCACCUACAAGCGCAGGGCGUCCCAGAAGGAGAGGGACAAGGUGUUCCCCACCUACAAGGACCUGGAUUUCAUGCAGGACGUCCCCGACGGGCUCUUCCUGGACUCCGACAUGUACAACGCCCUGUGCAAGACGCUGCAGAGGGACUGCCUGGUGCUGCAGAGCUUCAAGAUCAUGGAUUACAGCCUGCUGGUGGCCAUCCACAACAUGGACGUGGCGCAGCGGGAGCAGGGCCCGGCCGACGCGGCCGACACGCGGCGCCCGGCGGCGCAGAAGGCCCUGUACUCCACUGCCAUGGAGUCCAUCCAGGGGGAGGCCAGGAGAGGGGGCACCAUCGAGACAGAUGAUCAGAUGGGAGGAAUUCCAGCCCGGAACGCCCGGGGGGAGAGGCUGCUGCUCUACAUCGGCAUCAUCGACGUGUUACAGUCCUACAGGUUCGUCAAGAAGCUGGAGCACUCCUGGAAGGCCCUCGUGCACGACGGGGACACGGUGUCCGUGCACAGGCCCAGCUUUUACGCCGAGAGGUUCCAGCGCUUCAUGUGCAACACGGUGUUCAAGAAGAUCCCACUGAAACCUUCCCCUUCCAAGAAGAGCCGGAGCGGGCCGGCAAUUCCCAGACGGAGCUGCCAGGGGGGGAUCCCUGCCCAGCUCCACGUGGGCUCUGAGACCAAAGCACAAGUGACCACAGAGGCAGAUGUGGAGCAAGGGUCCCACCUGGGCCGCCCGGACCUCCUGCCCAGGACUCUGCCCGUGGACGAAGCCAACAGCGACUCGGUGGCCACCACCCUGUCCACCUCCUCCCUGGGCAGUGGGGGCCUCAAUUCACCUGCCAACAGCGGCUCCCCCGGCCCCUCCGGCCCCGAGCGCUCCCUGGAGCUGAGAGAGCAGCUCCAAGAGCUGCAGGAGACAGAGAUCAGCUUUGGGCCAAGCAGGGCACGUUUUAGGGAUGGAAAAAAAAAAACCACCACAACAACAUUUUUGGGACAAACCUCACCUGUUUCCCUACUCACCCCCCCCACACACACCCCCUCGUGUUCCAGCGUGGACAACAGCGAGUACAUGAGGAACGGGGAUUUCCUCCCCACGAGGCUCCAGGCCCAGCAGGACGCCGUGAACAUCGUGUGCCACUCCAAGACCAGGAGCAACCCCGAGAACAACGUGGGGCUCAUCACCCUGGCCAAUAACUGCGAGGUGCUGACCACCCUCACCCCGGACACGGGACGGAUCCUGUCCAAGCUCCACACGGUGCAGCCCAAAGGGAAGAUCACCUUCUGCACCGGCAUCAGAGUGGCCCACCUGGCCCUGAAGCACCGGCAGGGCAAGAACCACAAGAUGAGGAUCAUCGCCUUUGUGGGGAGCCCCGUGGAGGACAACGAGAAGGAUUUGGUAAAGCUGGCAAAGCGCCUCAAGAAGGAGAAAGUCAACGUGGACAUCAUCAAUUUUGGGGAGGAGGAGGCCAACACGGACAAGCUGACGUCGUUCAUCAACGCCCUGAACGGCAAGGACGGCAGCGGCUCCCACCUGGUGACGGUGCCCCCCGGGCCCAGCCUGGCCGACGCCCUCAUCAGCUCCCCCAUCCUGGCGGGCGAGGGGGGGGCCAUGCUGGGCCUGGGCGCCAGCGACUUCGAGUUCGGGGUGGACCCCAGCGCCGACCCCGAGCUGGCCCUGGCCCUCAGGGUGUCGAUGGAGGAGCAGAGGCAGCGCCAGGAGGAGGAGGCUCGAAGGGCAGCGGCCGCCUCGGCUGCCGAGGCCGGGAUCGCGGCCACCGCCGGGGAUGAGUCGGACGAUGCCCUGCUCAAGAUGACCAUCACCCAGCAGGAGUUCGGCCGGGCGGGGCUGCCCGACCUCAGCUCCAUGACGGAGGAGGAGCAGAUCGCCUACGCCAUGCAGAUGUCCCUGCAGGGGGCUGAGUUCGCCCCGGCGGAGGCGGCCGAGGUGGAGAGCUCUGCCAUGGACACCUCGGAGCCUGCCAAGGAGGAGGACGACUAUGAUGUGAUGCAGGACCCCGAGUUCCUGCAGAGCGUCCUGGAGAACCUGCCCGGCGUGGAUCCCAACAACGAGGCCAUCCGGAAUGCCAUGGGAUCCCUGGCCUCGCAGGCUUCCAAGGAAAACAAGGACAAGAAGGAGGAGGACAAGAAAUGAUCCCCCCAACGUGGGAUCUGCUGGAUCUGCUGGAAUGGGACAAUAAAGGUUUUUC
Empidonax traillii (willow flycatcher) is the source of this 2927-nucleotide messenger RNA. RefSeq names its product putative PIP5K1A and PSMD4-like protein. The transcript has 22 exons. The record is from RefSeq and is a predicted model, not a curated record. Gene Ontology annotation, biological process: phosphatidylinositol metabolic process. Lineage: Eukaryota; Metazoa; Chordata; Aves; Passeriformes; Tyrannidae. The coding region runs from base 92 to 2872 and encodes 926 amino acids. Gene Ontology annotation, molecular function: phosphatidylinositol kinase activity.